GUUAAUUUGAGGUUUUGAAUUGUUUGGGGUCUAAGAAGUUGAAACACAAAAUAUUGACUUUUUAUUUUGUUAUUGUAAAUCUACCCCCAAAGUACAGAUCACAACUACAGAACAUUCAUGUUGCUAUCAUUGUGAGACACAAGUUUGUGCAGAAAUAUGGAUAUGAAUCAGUUCUGAGACCACUGAUAGCUGACUUGUUGAAACUCCAAGUUGACGGGUUGACCAUCAAUAUUAACAGCGAACAACAUACAAUCAAAGGGGCACUCGUAUCUGUAGUGUCCGACAAUCUUUGCGCUCACUCUUUUGCUGGAUUCUCGACUUGUUUCAGCAGUGGAAGAAUUUGCAGGCAUUGUCUGUGCCGCCAUGAGGAGUUAGCAGUCCACACUGCUGAAAAUUCCUGUGUACUACGUACACCUGCUGUUCGUAAAUGUCAUGUGGACCAUCCUGAUAGACAGGCUUAUGGUGUGACAGGACCCUGUCCAUUUGAUGUCAUUCCUCACCUUGUGGUUUCUGAGAAGUUUCCCCCAGACGUCAUGCAUGACGUUCUGGAAGGCACCAUUCCACACAUAAUUAAGUUGCUAUUGCAACAGUUUCAAGGGGAGAAAAUUGUAAACCUCCACAAGUUCAAUACACAAUUGAACAAACUUUGCUUUGGCCAGAAUGACAGGAAGCAUAAGCCUGUGCCUCUAAAAGAAUCAGUUCUCCGUGAUGCAGCUCUGCCAGGGAAAGCAAUAGAAAAGUGGACUCUCUUUCGCCUCUUUCCUCUAAUGAUUGGUAGAUUUGUUCCCAAAGACAGCCCUCACUGGCAUCUGUACCUGCUUCUGUGGAACAUUUGUGACAUCAUCUUAGCCCCACAAAUCAAACUCAGUUGGCUUGGGUACCUGUUCUCCCUCAUCUCUGAAUUACUGGCAGAGCUCCAGCUCCUUUUUCCUGCCAAAUUUACUCCCAAAACCCACUAUCUUUGUCCACUAUCCACGACUCAUUUGUGAAUUUGGGCCUCUCAGAGCACAUUGGUGCAUUCGGUUUGAAGCCAAACAUUUGUAUUUCAAGCAGCUAUCAUCUGUUGUAUGCAUCUUCCAGAACAUUUCAUUAACAGUUGCUAAAAGAUAUCAAAUGUGCCAGUGUUACGAUAUACAGAAAGGCACGGCCACUGCUGUGGCACCUGGUGCAUGUAGAGAAGUACCUCUAUCCAAACUACAAGCACUGAAAGAAGUGAUCACUUCUGGGGACAUUCCAAAUGAAACAGUCUGGAAGACUGAAAAAAUUGUAAUAGACCGUACCACAUAUAAAGUUGGAGAUUUCUUUGUACUUGAUGUGGUUUAUGGGUAGGAGGUCCCAAUUUUUGUAAAAGUCCUCCAUAUUGUUAAGUAUCAGGGUCAGUGGCUGGCUUGUGGACUUAUCUAUACAUCAACACAUUUUGAGGAGCACCUUCAUGCGUACUGUGUCCAAAACACAAGGAAGUGGGUUGCCUUCAAACCAGGGGAUGAAGCAGAUUUCCAUCCACUAGAUGCAUAUACAGAUGUUAAUGACAACCUGUUCAUCACUCUGCACCACAAGCCACUAGGCCAUGGCGUCCUAGAAGACUGACACAGAAGAAUGACAUUGAUGGAGCGACCCUCACAUUACUAACUGAGAGGAUGACAAAGAGAUUGUUCCCCUCAAUAAAAAGACAAGCUCAGUUCCUUAGGUGCCUUCAGGACCUGAAGUCAUCGUCAUCGUCGUUGUCAUCUUUGUCUUCAUCUUCAUUAACAACAACAACAGAUGAAACCAGACCUCAUGAUGAGCAAACAGCUUGUGCUUCACUGCAGUUUGUUUUCCCCAAACCCCUAAGGGAUGCACUUGACGCGAAGGAUCCAGAGCUUCUGGCCCCUCAGAGAACCAAGAUUAAAUAUGUUCUUAUACAAGUUCUAUAUGACACCCUCAGCAACAAAACUAUGUUGGUUUCUUUAUCAUUCUUAUGGACAAUUACUGCACAUUGUAGCUUUUAGUUGAGAUUAUAAGCCACUUUUUACAUUGGGGAUGCCUGCAGACAAAUCAGAAUACAUAUCUAUCUUAGGUUUACUGUUGCUACUCUCACUCAGAGCCUCCACUGAUGUGUAAUCUUGCUAUAGUAUGUACAAACAUUUAAAACUUGUUCCACUUACUCUUCAACCCCCCCCCAAAAAAAAGGUAUCCCUCAGCCAAACAAUAUACGGAGAUUUUAAGCCGGUUCACACGCAAGUAUCCCUUCAUGCGGGAGAAAGUUGGUUCAGGACAUGUGAGUAAGCACAAAAUUAGGCUGUUAGUAUAUGUUCACAUUCAGCUCCAUUGUAAGGAUAUAGCUACUGUAACUCCCCUGUCUUGGUUGCAGGAUGCUUUACGUGACUCUUUAAAAAACAAAUUCAAAAAGGAAAGGCGACCCCUUAUUGGUGACUCAAUGGUGCAACUAAUCCGUGCAAAAUUUGCUGUGGCAGGAUCUGGAAGAAAACGUAGUUUUCCGGGUCAGCCAAGCCAGCUUCUCCACAUCAACAGGCCCACUGCUCAGGAGAGUGAAGAAUGUAGAGAGGAUGAAAGGAGCAUUGAAGCUCAUAUCAAUGAAAUGUCUACAGAGAUGCUUAAGCUUCUGUGGGAGAUGAAGGAGCAAUUCCUUGUAGAAGCUGAUCGCAGAAUGGUAGCAGAGCUGGAUCGAAUGGCAACGAAGAUGGUUCAAAGAGCAUCUAUGUGUGACCUAGAGGACUGCUGCCAGAGGGCAAUCAAUGCCUGCCUGGAUGAUUCAGUAAGACGAGGACUCAUUAGGGAUGCAGCAAUUCUACUGCUGCCUUCCAUUUUCAGAGGACUCAUCCUUUCUAUACACUAUACUGGAGGAGCCAAGCGUGCCUUCUCCAGCAAUCAUGCUCCAUAACACACACGAGGGGAACCCUUUGCAGGCACAAAGGAUAACCCUACACCCGGAUGGUAUACAGGUUUUGACUGAGGACAGCAGCAUGGACAUAUCAUAUGCUAUGAGUGCAUUAAUGUCACUCUAUUUUGUUUUUGCUGUCCAGUACCCAAAGGAACUGAGAAAAACUCUUAUUUUCAUUGAAAGAUUUGUGUUGGGGAUCAAGGACCACAGUGUUGUACCCAUUUCAGUGAAGAGACUAUACAACUGUGUCAGAAGUGGGGAGUAGUGAGUAGAUGUGUUGCAGCAUGAGAUUUCAUGCUUUAUGUUCUUGUUAAUGGUCAAAUUCCUGCUGAUGCCCUUUGUUUGUACAUAUUGAUAAAAAAAAUAUCCCUUAUUUAAUACAUAUUUUGGACCAAUACAUUUUGUUUGAUUUUGGCAUAGUGACAUCUCUAGAUUUCCAUUAUUGUUACAAUACGUAACAUUUUGAGUACUUCUUACACAACACUGAAAAGUAUUUCAACAUUAUUUAAAUCAAUGUGAAAACUUUGUGGGAUUCCCUCACUUUCUCAUGAUUCUGUUCCACUGUCACAAUUAGUACAUACCAGUGACGUGCGGUGAGGUUGAUGGCUGGUGAGGCACUGACUUCAUCACAGUCAGAUUUACAAACAUAUGAAAUCUAAAGAGUAUCUUAUUCACCAUUUGAUUGGCAGCAGUUAACGGGUUAUGUUUAAAAGCUCAGGCUUGGAAUUGGGGGUUAAAUCACCAAAAAUGAUUCCCAGGCGCGGCGCCGCUGCUGCCCACUGCUCCCCUCACCUCCCAGGGGGCGACCAAGGGGAUGGGUCAAAUGCAGAGGACAAAUUUCAUUACACCUAGUGUGUGUGUGACAAUCAUUGGUACUUUAACUUAACUUUAACUUUACACAUACAAACUGUAGCACACAAAAAAGCACAUUUAAUUAAAAAAAACGUUAUUAUGGUCUUACCUUUACUUAGAAAUUAAGUCCA
This is a messenger RNA of Nerophis lumbriciformis (worm pipefish), 3864 nucleotides long. RefSeq lists its product as uncharacterized. The record is from RefSeq and is a predicted model, not a curated record. NCBI's taxonomy places the organism in Eukaryota, Metazoa, Chordata, Actinopteri, Syngnathiformes, Syngnathidae.